Messenger RNA from Aureobasidium vineae, 1926 nucleotides. Lineage: Eukaryota; Fungi; Ascomycota; Dothideomycetes; Dothideales; Saccotheciaceae. The record is from the annotation of a GenBank genome assembly.
AUGACGCGCGAACGCUUCCUCAAGCAGUCGCUCGGCUCACAGUUCACCAACAUCAAGAACGCGCGCAUCCUAGUCGUUGGCGCCGGUGGCAUUGGCUGCGAACUCCUCAAGAACCUCGUUUGCACUGGCUUCGGCGAAAUCCACCUUGUCGAUCUCGACACAAUCGACCUCUCCAACCUCAACCGCCAAUUCCUCUUCCGCCAUGCCCACAUCAAGAAGUCCAAGGCUCUGGUCGCCCGUGAGGCCGCUUCCAAGUUCAACCCCAAUGUCAAGAUCGAGGCACACCAUGCGAACAUCAAAGACCCGCAAUUCAACGUCGAUUGGUUCCGCGAAUUUGUUAUCGUCUUCAACGCCCUCGACAACCUCGAUGCUCGCCGUCACGUCAAUCGCAUGUGCCUUGCUGCAGACGUGCCACUGAUCGAGAGUGGUACUACCGGCUUCAACGGCCAGGUCCAACCCAUCCGCAAGCGCCUUACCGAAUGCUACGACUGCGCGCCGAAAGAGACUCCCAAGUCGUUCCCCGUCUGCACCAUCCGAAGCACUCCGAGCCAGCCCAUCCACUGUAUCGUCUGGGCAAAAAGCUACCUGUUCAACGAGCUAUUCGGUAUCAGCGAAGAUGAAGCUCCAGAUCUUGAUCACACAUCGGAUGAGAACAACAAGGAGGAGAUCGCCGAGCUGAAGAAGGAGGCUGCUGCUUUGAAAGAGAUCCGCGCAUCCAUGGGCUCAACAGAGUUCCCACACAAGGUCUUUGACAAGGUCUUUACCCAGGACAUCAACAGACUGCUCGGUAUGGAAGACAUGUGGAAGAUGCGCAAGCCUCCAACCGCCCUCGAUUUUGAAGCCGUCAAUGCUGCAGCCGCCAACGUCGACCGCAAGACGAUAGCAGACGACCAGAAGAACUGGUCCUUGGAGGAGAACUUUGCCGUUUUCUCCGACAGCUUGAUUCGUCUAAGCGACCGCCUUGACAAGCUGCGAGCAUCACAAGAAACUGGCAACGCUCCACCGAUAUUGUCCUUUGACAAGGACGACAGGGACACACUCGACUUUGUGGCCGCUGCAGCAAACCUCCGUUCCAUCACUUUCGGCAUCGAGACUAAGUCGGAGUUCGAUAUCAAGCAGAUGGCUGGCAACAUCAUCCCUGCUAUCGCCACCACUAACGCUACCACGGCCGCCCUGUGUGUGUUGGAAGCUUUCAAGAUCAUGCGUGGUGACUGGGCCAAGGCAAAGAUGGUCUUCUUGACAAAGUCGACUGAGCGUGUCAUCAACAAGGAGUCGCUGCGUCCACCCAGACCUGACUGUGGUGUUUGCGCCACUGCCUACGCUAGACUGGUCAUCAACACUGACAAGACGACACUUGAGACUCUUGUUAAGCAAGUCCUGGUCGGCAAGCUCGGCUACAAGGAGGAUGAGCUUGAGGUCAGCAACAACGGCGGCGUCUGGUAUGAUCCCGACAUGGCUAUGGACGACAACGAGAACCUCGACAAGACGCUGAGCGACAUUGGCAUCGUCAACAACUCCACUGUCAUCAUUCGUGGCGAAGACGACGAGGGCGAGCGCGUCAACCUCGAGCUCUCCAUCUCCAACAUGUAUGUUCUUGAACUUCUUCACAUCACUGACUUUGAGACUAACUUGAUUCCAGGNCAAUUCGAUCAAUCCACCGCCGCCACGAUCGACACCUUCACUCUCAUGCCCGAUCUCCAGACCAUCCCCAAAAAGACUCCUGCCUCUACCGCGACAACGACUGACGCUGGACCAUCGAACGGACACAACCUUCCUACUCGUACAUCUACCAAGCGUACCGCUGCAGAUGCCGACUUGGAUGCUGGAGAAACCGAGGCCGAACAAAUCGCCAAGCGUGGCAAGGUCGCCGAGGAGAACAAGAGCGCCAUUGUCGUUGAUGACGAUGGUGCUAUCAUGCUGGACUGA